AUGUCAGCUGAGGCAAGCUCGAGCAGGAACAAUGGUUCAGCAGGUGGAGUGAGCAUUGCAAACGUAAACGGUGCUGGACCUUCGAGCUUUGCAGAAGCACAGGAUUAUAUUCCAUUCGACUUUGGAGAUGAAGAAGAGGAACAAGAACAACCCGUAGAGACUAUCAAAGGAAAAGAUGAAAAGGGCAAAGAUAAAGGUACAAAGAAUGAAGACCCCGAAUCCAAAGAGAGUGGGAAGAAGAGAAAAAGGGAUACUGAGAAACCAGAACCGCCCAAAUCAUCUAAUCAACGCAAAAAGGAAAAGCGACAAAUGAUCUCCGGAACGCCUUGGUCAGCAGACGUGGAUUUCGAUCGCUGUUUGAACGCUGCAGAAGCUUUACAUAACGAGCUAAUCGCAUUCGCCGACUGGAUUUCGCCUACAGAACAGGAACACGAAUGUCGUCGAUUGGUCGUCCAACUAAUCCGACGUGCAAUCGUACGUGAAUGGCCAGAUGCUCAUCUUGAAGCUUUUGGAAGUCAAAAUACACAGCUGUACAUGCCUUCAGGAGAUUUGGACUUGGUUGUCGUCUCGCAAUCAAUGGAAACUCAAAGAAAAGAAAAUGUUUUGCGUAAGAUGGCUGCCGUGCUUCGAAGACAUAAUUUGGCAAUGGAUGUGCAGGUUAUCGCUAAAGCAAAGGUACCGAUUGUCAAAUUCGUUUGUGUACAUGGCAAGCUCAAAGUGGAUAUCAGUAUCAAUCAGACAAACGGAAUUGAAGCUGCCAACUAUAUCCGAGGCUGGCUGGAUCGUUUGCCUUCUAUUCGACCGCUCAUUAUGGCCGUAAAGCUGCUACUCGUACAACGUGGUUUGAGUGAGGUAUUCUCUGGGGGCUUGGGCAGCUAUAGUGUCAUUUGUUUGGUGAUCAAUCACUUGCAAAUGCAUCCAAAGAUCCAACGUGGCGAAUUGGAUCCGGCAUUGAAUCUUGGUAUUCUCUUUUUGGAAUUCUUGGAAUUGUAUGGUAGGAAUUUUGGGUAUGAUAAUGUGGGCAUCUCCAUUCGUGGAAGAGGAAAUUAUUUCACAAAAGUCUCUCGUGGUUGGCGCGAUGAUCGACGACCGUAUAUGCUGAGUAUCGAAGAUCCUUUGGAUCCUGCCAACGAUAUCUCCAAAGGAUCAUACGCCAUCAUUUCUGUUCGUCAGGCAUUUGCAGGGGCUUUUGAUAUUCUAUCUGCAGCCUUAUCGCAAAAGGCAAAUGAAAUAAAAAAGAGGAAAGCAGCCGAGCAUUGGGGAGAUGGCGUAAAUCCAACUGAUGAGGAUGAAGAAGCAAGAGCUGCUAUCCUGAACGUGGCCAGAAACCCAUCUUCAUCCAACAAAGAUCCGCAUAGUUUGCUGGGCUCAGUGAUUGGAAUUCCACACGAAAUGUUCAAAUCAAGACGAGAUCUUGAAUCACUUUGGCAAAGUGGGAUUAUGCAGAAUAAGCUAGGACGCAAACCGCCUGCAGUCGGAUCUCCUGAGCCAUCC
Molecule: messenger RNA, 1494 nt
Organism: Meira miltonrushii
Lineage: Eukaryota; Fungi; Basidiomycota; Exobasidiomycetes; Exobasidiales; Brachybasidiaceae
Product: Nucleotidyltransferase
Exons: 2
Biological process (GO): RNA 3'-end processing
Cellular component (GO): TRAMP complex; nucleolus
Molecular function (GO): poly(A) RNA polymerase activity; mRNA binding
Source: RefSeq, a predicted model, not a curated record